GAAUUUGAAGUAAUCGCCCAGAUCAAGCUCUUGCAAUCUGCAUGCAACAGCUACUGCCUGACGCCAGACCAAAAAUUCAUCCAGUGGUUCAAGAAACAGCAGUAUUUAACGGAGGAGGAGAGCGACAGACUUUCACGUGAGGUUGAAGCUGCUUCUGACACCAUCAGCACGUCGCCAAAACCUCAGAAAAGCAUGGUGAAGAGGCUCAGCCAGCUGUUUCUAAGCUCCGAGGUGAUCCUCCAGAGCACAUCCACCAAAAAGCAGCCCCCACCUACUCCAGAUGGGAGCUCUGGUGAAAGCACAGACUCGGCCAGUGUUUCGUUGUGUGAGUCUAAUGAAUGGGAAGCAGGGAACACCGACAUCAGCCCUCUAUACACUCCUGGUGACCCUCUGCAGAAGCUGUCUGAAUUGGAAUCCUCUGACUCCUCCAGUUAUUCCCCUGAUUCCACAGACACAUCUUCCAUGUGGGUAUCACAUGUAAUCUUAGCCACUCCAUCAUUUUCCUCCAACGACGAGGGCUCUGCUGCUGUGGCACCUGCUACCUCAGAAGUGCCAUCUCCUGUUUACAACCAGCAGAUCCAUGACCGGUGCAUCAUCCGCAUCAGCACCGAAGCCAACAGCAGCACUUUGUACAAGAGCAUCCUGCUAACUAGCCAAGACCGAACUCCUGCUGUCAUCCAGAGCGCUCUGGUCAAGUACAACCUGGACUAUGAUGCAGUUGAGGAUUAUGAGCUUGUACAGGUCAUCUCUGAGGACAAAGAGCUGGUGCUCCCAGACAACGCCAACGUGUUCUACGCCAUGAACAGCCGCGUGAACUUUGAUUUCAUCCUGCGGAGAAAAGCUCUGGUCAAGAAGCAGGUAGAAGUGAAGAGCCUCACAUUCCCCAGAACUGCCAAACAGGGCUGUCAGAGCAACAGGCUGGGCAGUAUUACACUGUGA
Messenger RNA from Mesitornis unicolor (brown roatelo), 939 nucleotides. RefSeq names its product ral guanine nucleotide dissociation stimulator-like 1. The record is from RefSeq and is a predicted model, not a curated record. Gene Ontology annotation, molecular function: guanyl-nucleotide exchange factor activity. The annotation marks the transcript as partial. NCBI's taxonomy places the organism in Eukaryota, Metazoa, Chordata, Aves, Mesitornithiformes, Mesitornithidae. The transcript is spliced from 6 exons. Gene Ontology annotation, biological process: small GTPase-mediated signal transduction.